This is a messenger RNA of Scheffersomyces amazonensis, 2285 nucleotides long. It is a transcript of the gene CYB2, whose product is annotated as Cyb2p. The transcript has a single exon. Gene Ontology annotation, biological process: lactate metabolic process. Gene Ontology annotation, molecular function: L-lactate dehydrogenase (cytochrome) activity; heme binding. The record is from RefSeq and is a predicted model, not a curated record. Lineage: Eukaryota; Fungi; Ascomycota; Pichiomycetes; Serinales; Debaryomycetaceae. Bases 421 to 2070 code for a protein of 549 amino acids.
UCUAAUGCCUUUAUGUAAUUCGGUAGAUUGUUAAAUUUUGCCACAUUUAAAGCCAAUUAUAUAUUUAUUCAAACUCUUAAAUCCAUUACAUCAUUGAAUUAUGUAAUUACAUUAUUUUCCGAAAUCAAUUGUUUAUUUAUUUGUUUGUUCUUAAUUCCUAUUUCAGAGUCAAAAAUCUUAUAUAGUCUAAUAUCCCCCAAACUUACAAAUUCGGAAUCAUUAACCACUAACAACUAAGCGGUUGAUAAGCUUCAGUAUGGGUUUAUGCGGGGAAUAGCAUGUAUGCAGGCACACAACACAAUAAAUCUGGGGCUAAUAGCCAAUUAAUGAAUAAUUUAAAUUUAUAUAAAUACUGAAAAAUCAAUAAUAUUUAUAAACUAACUCUAUAUAGAAACUACAACUAAACAGACUUAAGCAAAAAUGGUGAUUUCACUUGAAGAAAUUAAAAAACAUAACACUAAAAAGGACUGUUGGGUUAUUAUUCAUGGAAAGGUUUAUGAUGUAUCUGACUUUGUAGAUGAACAUCCAGGUGGGGCAGCAGUUAUUGUAAAGUUUGCUGGAAAAGAUGCAACUAAAGCAUUUGAUCCUAUUCACCCAGGCGAUACUUUAACAAAAUAUUUGGCUCCAAAGUAUCAUUUGGGUGAUGCUGAAAAGCCAGCACCUAAAGCCAAGAGCAAAGCUCCAGCAACUCCGGCUCCAGCUCCAGUGGCAGUAUCACCUCAAAGUAAUGAAGUAGAUGAAUUUGAUGUUGAAUAUGACGAGCAUGAUGAUAAGGCACCAAUUCCCACUACCCAAGUUCAACCAGCACCAUCUUCGUCUGAUGAAGACGAAUAUGAUGAUGAUGAUGAACCACCAAGUUCAACUGAAUUACAACGUCGUAGUAAUGUCAAACACAAACCAGAUUUAAGCCAAAUGUAUAAUUUAAUGGAUUUUGAAUUUGUAGCUCGUCAUACUAUGGAAAAGACAGCUUGGGCGUAUUAUUCAAGUGGAUGUGAUGAUGAAAUUACAUUAAGAGAAAAUCAUUUAAGUUAUCAAAGAAUUUUCUUUAAACCUAAAGUAUUAGUUGACGUAACAAAUAUUGAUUUAUCAACUACUAUGUUAGGUACAAAAGUUUCAUUACCAUUUUAUAUUACUGCAACUGCAUUAGGAAAAUUAGGUCAUCCAGAUGGUGAAAAAGUAUUAACAAGAGGGGCGGCAAAGCAAAAUAUUAUUCAAAUGAUUCCUACUUUAGCAAGUUGUUCAUUUGAUGAAAUUGUUGAUGCAUCAAUAGAUUCUCAAACUCAAUGGUUACAAUUGUAUGUUAAUAAAGAUCGAGAAAUUUGUAAAGGAAUUGUUCAACAUGCUGAAGCAAGAGGUAUUAAAGGAUUAUUUAUUACUGUUGAUGCACCACAAUUAGGUCGUCGUGAAAAGGAUAUGAGACUGAAAAAUAUUGAAGAUUUAAGUCAUGUUCAAGGAGAUGAUGAAGAAGCUGAUAGAUCACAAGGAGCAGCAAGAGCCAUUAGUUCAUUUAUUGAUACAUCAUUAAAUUGGAAUGAUUUAAAAUGGUUUAAAUCAAUUACUAAAAUGCCAAUUAUUUUAAAGGGAAUUCAAACUGUUGAAGAUGCAUUAUUAGCUGUUGAACAUGGAGUUCAAGGAAUUGUAUUAAGUAAUCAUGGAGGUAGACAAUUAGAAUUUCUGAAACCUCCAUUAGAAGUUUUAAUUGAAUUAAUGCCAAUUUUAAAACAACGAGGAUUACAAGAUAAAUUAGAAGUUUAUAUUGAUGGAGGAGUUAGAAGAGCUACUGAUGUUUUAAAAGCAAUUUGUUUAGGAGCUAAGGGAGUUGGUAUUGGUAGACCAUUUUUAUAUGCUAUGUCAACUUAUGGAGAUGAAGGAGUUUAUAAAGCUAUACAAAUUUUAAAAGAUGAAAUGAUUAUGAAUAUGAGAUUAUUAGGAGCUACAAGUAUUGAUCAAUUAAAUGAAUCAUUUAUUGAUGCAAGACAUUUCCAAUCAAGAUAUUUACCAGAAGAUAGAUUAUUUAGAGGCGUUUAUGAACCAUUGGUUAGUCCAGCGUUUAAAGAUUCCAAGUUGUAGAAGUAUUUUGAAUAGAUGAGAUUAUGGUUAAGCGUGAAUAGCCGAUCGGUUAUUUGAUUAGUAACCGAGGGCAGAGGCAGAGGCAGAGCCGUGCCGCAAUAAUAAAAUGGUAAUGUAACAUAGAAUUAGUUACAUAUGAUAUCUUUAUAUACUGUAGAGUAAUACAAGUUAUAUUAUACUAUACUUUAAUAGUAAUACUAUAUAUAGUUAUAGUG